AUGCUGUCAUCUCACUUGUCUCAAAUUUGUUUCUCUUGCAGGGAUUCGUGUGAAAAUUUGCCUCAAGAUCUCUUCAAAAGAUCUACAGAUUUGCUUAACCUUAACGUUGCCGAAGCAUACUUGAAGGAGGCCCGUUUCUACGACCCUGUGAGAGAGAGGCUACACAAUAGGAGGUAUGACCAAAAUCUUGAAGAGGCAAGAUUCUUGGGAUCAACAUUGGGUUGGGUUGUUAUGUCCGACUCCAUUGUCGGAAUCCCACGCGAAGACCACCAAACUUUCCUAUACAACCCUUUCACUUCACAACGGUACGAACUACCCCCUCUCACUAUUGAAGACCCACAUCUCAAGAGUGUGCUCCGUUACGGUGUUCUCACCGGAGAUCCACGUGAAGACAACACUUAUGCUUGUCUCGUCGCCGAUAGCCUUCACGCUAAUCUUAUGGCGAUAGGGAAUACGCAUCCUCCUAGUCUACAUUUAUAUUAUGUAGCCAAGAGGAACGGAGAAUGGGAUCAGAACUGGUCAGUGACUCGUAUCCCUACCCAUAACCUUCCAGUUGUUGGUUCGACAAUAGAUUCCAUCUCCCCAUCUGCGGACAAAAUAUCAAUUAUAGGAUGGGGCCAUAGUUUUGACUUCACCUUCCAAAGCCAAGAUUGGAAUGUCACAAAUAUCAAUUAUACCAUGGAAUGGAAUCCUUUCCACGGCCAAUCUUUUGAUCAGAUCAAACAUCGACUUCAGAUAGAUCCACAAACUCUAGACAUCAUCGGCACUAAAACUGAUCGCGAAAGAGUGAAAAACCGCAUUUGGUUUGUUAUAAACCAAAUCAUUUCCCACAUUGACGGAGUUUGGGUUGAGGUUCGCGCUUAG
This is a messenger RNA of Arabidopsis thaliana (thale cress), 864 nucleotides long. RefSeq lists its product as uncharacterized. The record is from RefSeq and is marked reviewed. Lineage: Eukaryota; Viridiplantae; Streptophyta; Magnoliopsida; Brassicales; Brassicaceae. Bases 1 to 864 code for a protein of 287 amino acids. The transcript has 2 exons.